ACUGCUUCCUCUAUGAUCUGGAACUUGACACUUCAGCAUAUUUCCUACUGGCUUUCCUAUUGGCUGCUGAUCCAAUUAAAUCCAAGAUGAUUAUAAAAAGUUGCUCAACUUAGUCAAUCUUUUGCUAAGGAUUUUCUAGGUUUAUUAUUUUUUUUACACUGCUUGGUUAUUCAUCAGGUACAAAGGUUGAAGAAAAACAAAGUGCUGUUUCACCGUGUUAUUUCUUCUCAGUGCACUGAAAAAUCUACACAUGUGUACACAUGAUACCUGUAAGAAGCAACAGAAAGGCUCCAAACAUGAAACAGUAUUGGCUUGUGAUCUGGGCUGGAACACUGUUUUUGAGUCCAGUCACUGCUGUCUGCAACAUUACUUCACAAAUCGUUGCUUGUGAGGAGUCUGGAAAGGACCUCUUUAAUAUCUCAUUCUACCUUUUUCAAAAUGUUACUAAAUUAAGCCUCAAAAACAAUAAAAUCACUUUAGAAGAUCAUGACAAAGAGAUUCUUGGACGUUUUAUUAACCUCACUGAACUUCAGCUGAAUGAAAACAACAUUACUGUACUGAACAAUAACAGCUUCUACAACCUGAAAAAACUUAUAACUCUGGAUAUUAGCAACAAUUGUGUUAGCACAGUUCAUAAAGCAGCUUUUGCAGGAUUAAAUCAACUCUCAGUGUUGAAUCUAUCCUAUAACAUGAUUGCUCAACUGGAUUCAGAUACAUUCACUUCUCUAGAAAGCCUGACAGUUUUAAAUCUACAGUAUAAUUUUCUGAAAUAUUUUCAUAUAAAAUCAUCUUUUAAACUGGUUAAAAUUGUUUUAGCUGGAAACCCAUGGAUCUGCUCCUGUGACCUCCUUGACUUACAGAUAUGGCUAAAUGCCUCCAGUGUGACAUUAGAAAAUGAAAGCAACACUACAUGUACAUUUCCAAACAAGGAAAAGAUCUCCAUCAAGAUGGCAGCUGCCUGCAAAACUGAAAAGACUCCUUUAGAAAACAUAGUAACUUCCACUCCUGCUGUUAAUCUUAGAAGUAGUGCCUUAAUAACAGCUCUGACUCCAAAGAACAUCACUGGAAACAAUGGAACUCGUGCAGGGCUACCACUUGUUGGCAAAAGUUGGACCUUCCUAGCGGGUGUCCUAGGAUUUGUUCUAGGCACGACACUCCUGAUUUUUACUGCUGUAAAAUGCCCGGCAUGGUAUCACUACUUGAUGAGCUACCGUCACCGUCGUCUGGAAGAAAAUGACUCAGAAAGGUUUGAACAGGAGUUCUCAGCUGACAUCAGCCCUUCUCCUUCAGUAUUGGGUACAAGCAGUGAAGAACCCAUUGUAAUAUUUGAGAAAGUUCAUGCAUGUGGAGAUGAAGAACAUGGAUUUAUUGAGGAUAAAUACAUAGACAUUUAUGCAAAUGAGGAGUGUUGAUGUCUUAUACAACAGAUGCUGAACUAACAAUUCAAAAACGUAGUACACUUGUACUUCCAUUUUAUGCUUUAUUACAUACAAUACAGAAUGAAGUUAUGCACUCUACCUCCCUGAUCUUGCCAAAUCCAUAACAAGAUUUUACUGCAUCAAGCAUUAAGUUAAAAAAUGGGAUCAUAUGCAUGCAUUAUUGGUACAAAAAAUACAACACCUACAAAAAAUACUCAUAAUCCACUUUUUAUAAUAAUGUAUUUGGCUAUUCAUAUUGGGGGGCUUACUGUAUAUUGCUUAACACGAAAAAAGUAGCAGGUGAAGUCGGCAUAAUCAUUAAUGAUUUCAUUGUGAAGAAGUCUAGAAGAAAAAACUAAUUUCUCUAAAAUAUUGAAGCAGACCAAGACAGACUGGGGGCUUGCUCCAAAUCAGUGUUGUAACAGUUCUGCAGUCUAUUGGGCAAAAGUAACAAUCAGAGAAUGGAGCAUUUGGAUAUUUUUUACCCAAAUUAGCAAAGCAAGAAAGACCAGCUGCUCUAUUCCCAAAAAUGUGUAUGUACAGUGAAAUGAUAAAUUACCGUUAAUGCAUUGCUACUGAACCAAGUAUUUUCUCUUCGUAUUUUCUUAACACUUAAAAAUGCAUUCAAGGUGGAACUGACACAUCUGCAAGCUGUUGAAAACUACAGUUCUAAUGCAAUGUGACAUUAUUAACUGGUAAAUUGUUUGCUUUGGAGUGCUUAUGGAUACACAAAAUCUCACUGCUGAGAUUGCUUUCACUGGGAACAAGCACAAGCAGGCUCAUACAGUUUUCUCCUGCACCUCUCUUGUGCCUAAAUUAACUAUCAAUACACAAGCCAUUUUCAUGGUUUUCAAAUUCUUAUUGCAAGCACCUCACCACCUUCAUCUUUCCCUCUACACAGCCCUAACUAACUAGCCAGGUAAAGGUCUAGUUCUCACUCCUGCUUGCUUUCUUCUCUCUGCUACUCCACAACAAAACUCCCAAAACUUGACAGCAGAUUGCCAAAAGACAGGAGUCCCCACUGCCACCUAACUGUUCUUGGAUGUAAUGGUAAUUAUCUUCAGACGAGUAACCAGAGUUUAACACUACGAAAUCCAGCUGCAAUCUGGCACUAAUGUAUCACCUUGAAAUUGUUCAGGUAACACUUGUGAUAUGUAUUGAACUGUUAGGGUAACAGGUAACAUGUCAACUUUCCCAAGCUGAGUUAUGAGAAAUUGAGUUAUUCAAAGACAAAAAACAUACACUUAAUGUACUUACAGUUGUCUUUUUGUGAAAACUUUUUCUAUAUCCUGAGCGUCUCGGUCAUUCUUAACCUUUAACUUAAAAAAAAAUAAAAACUAAAUAUAAUCAAGUUUAUAAUCAAUCAUAGAAUCAUACAGGUUGGAAAACACCUCUAAAGAUCAUCAAGUCCAAACCCUAACUCAGCACUGACAAGUCCGCCAUAAAACCACAUCCCUAAAUACAAAAUAUACACAUCUUUUAAAUACUUCCAGAGAAAUGGAUUCACUUACGAUUUCUGUGAUAUCUAUUCCUGAAACAUUUAGUAAUAUACUCUUUAAAACUACAUAGAUGGGAUGAAAAGCAUUCUCCUCUUUAUGACACAGACAUUGUAUCUUUAUUAUUCAAUCAAAUGCAAGGAAAAAAAAGUUGUUUUGACCAAGAAAUAUUUAGGCCAUUUUUCAGGUUACCAAAACAACCUUUACUGAAGCUGGAUCCUUUUGUUUGUGGACAAAUUGAUCAUAAGAAAUAAAAUACGUAUAAUGCCAUUCACGCUUAACACUCAGAGGAUCUGUUAGAAAGUAAGGAAAGCAAAGGAAGGACAAAACUCUUUGAUUUUGUGGUAGCUAUGCCAGAGAUAUAUUUAUUAUUUUUUCACACUUGAAACAUUUAAAAUGCUGAAAACAAAAGAGAACUUAAUGACCAGAACACCAGGUAGUUUUACAGGGCAGUGCAGUCUGCUUAAAUUUGCCUGUCUUAAGACUUGUUUUCUAUGCCAUCCCAAAAAAUAAAAAAAUAAAAAAGAUAUUAUAACACUCAUAAUUUGCGUUGGGAUAACAGCCCUCUCAAAUUUAAAUCACAGAAAAAUAUCAUGGGGCCAUUAGCACAAGACUUCAGGCAAUUGUCUUAGUGCUAACAUGUUGCCAACAUUAUAAGAAUUUAACUGGAAAAAAAUGCCUGUUUUAAGUCAGUGCUAUGCUUUCUUAGAUGUGUCACACAUUCAAAGCACCAAGAAAGUAACACAUAAUUUCACUGUUAAAGCAUAGCAAAUAUCCUAAUUCUUACCAUGUUGUAAUCACGGAUCACCUCUGCCAUAUCUGUUCUGGUGUUAAGUAUAUCCACAACCUGAAACAAGACAGAAUUCCAACCAGUUACUGCUCUCCUUUUCUUUAAAAAAAAAAAAAUCAGAUAAAGAGUUCAUGAAAACACAGCAAAUUUUGGUUAUUGCAAAUGGAAAAAAACAUAAUUUGGGAAUCUGAAUAGAUCACAUGUCGUUUUCAGAAACAACCAUUAUAUGUUGCUGUUCUAAGUACAGAAAUAUUACACAGCACCAAUUUCUUAAAUCCAUAUGCAGUCGCUUCUUCUAAUGUAUAGUAUACUUUUCCUUUUCUUCUGUUUCCAUCUCCUUCCAAUAACUGAAUAAAGGCAGCAUUAGCCAUUAAAAUGUACAUUCUUACAUAGAAAUGUAAAAAAAUUCUUCCGAAUAAAGCAAAAGCAGUACAAAGCAAGCAGGAGAAUAAAUGAUAGCAUUCAGUAUCAAAAUUUGACAGCAGCAUACCAUGUUGUAGUCUGCUAGUUGACCUUGCAAAUCUUGGAUUUCACCAGCUAAAGCCUCUGCCCUAUAUAUGAAACAAAAAGUCAAAUUUCAAAUGGUUCAAAUUUUAAGAUUUAUAUAUGUAAAAAUAAAAUAAUGAAAGAAAUAAUUAUUCACUGAUUCCUUGAAGCCUGCCCAAUACUUGAAAAUAGUCUUGUGACUUAGAAAGUUAGCUCUGCACUAGCUGCAAUACAUCUCACCUUUUUUCAUAGGACAAAUAGGCAGAUUUCUCUUGCUUGUACAUUUCUGCUUCUUCCUGCAGCUUGUUAAUUUCUGCUGUAAGUUCAUUUGUUUUAUUUCUGAAAAAAAAAAAAAAAAGAAUCAUUAA
Messenger RNA from Poecile atricapillus (Black-capped chickadee), 4558 nucleotides. RefSeq names its product leucine rich repeat containing 19 (gene LRRC19). The transcript is spliced from 5 exons. Gene Ontology annotation, molecular function: protein binding; signaling receptor activity. Gene Ontology annotation, cellular component: plasma membrane. Gene Ontology annotation, biological process: positive regulation of non-canonical NF-kappaB signal transduction; interleukin-8 production. Bases 261 to 1412 code for a protein of 383 amino acids. The record is from RefSeq and is a predicted model, not a curated record. Lineage: Eukaryota; Metazoa; Chordata; Aves; Passeriformes; Paridae.